Molecule: messenger RNA, 2969 nt
Organism: Microtus oregoni (creeping vole)
Lineage: Eukaryota; Metazoa; Chordata; Mammalia; Rodentia; Cricetidae
Product: BTB/POZ domain-containing protein KCTD21
Exons: 2
Coding region: 192-974 (260 amino acids)
Biological process (GO): ubiquitin-dependent protein catabolic process; protein homooligomerization
Molecular function (GO): histone deacetylase binding; cullin family protein binding
Source: RefSeq, a predicted model, not a curated record
GCUCUCAGUACUGAAGGGGGCAGGAGAUGGCCCACCUCUAUACUCAGUAGAUGAAGAUGGUUAGGGCUCAGAGAGGGGCAGUACUAGCCCAAGGUCACACAGCAAGGCCCAGAAGAACCUAGACCUCCCACCUCCCAUUCUCCUGCUCUCAGAACCCUGUAGAACUGUUUCCAGGCACCUGGCCUCCUACCAUGUCUGACCCCAUCACACUGAAUGUCGGGGGGAAGCUCUACACAACCUCCCUGGCCACGUUGACCAGCUUCCCCGACUCCAUGCUGGGCGCCAUGUUCAGCGGGAAGAUACCCACCAAGAAGGACAGCCAGGGCAACUGCUUCAUCGACCGCGAUGGCAAAGUCUUUCGCUAUAUCCUCAACUUCCUGCGGACCUCCCACCUGGACCUGCCGGAGGACUUCCAGGAGAUGGGCCUGCUCCGCAGGGAAGCUGACUUCUACCAGGUCCAGCCCCUGAUCGAGGCCCUGCAGGAGAAAGAGGUGGAGCUCUCCAAGGCCGAGAAGAACGCCAUGCUCAACAUCACCCUGAAGCAGCGCGUGCAGACGGUCCACUUCACCGUGCGGGAGGCGCCGCAGAUCUACAGCCUGUCGUCCUCCAGCAUGGAGGUGUUCAACGCCAACAUCUUCAGUACCUCCUGCCUCUUCCUCAAGCUCCUGGGCUCCAAGCUCUUCUACUGUUCCAAUGGCAACCUCUCCUCCAUCACCAGCCACUUGCAGGACCCCAACCACCUCACUCUGGACUGGGUGGCCAAUGUGGAAGGCCUCCCAGAGGAAGAGUACACCAAGCAGAACCUCAAAAGGCUGUGGGUGGUGCCCGCCAACAAGCAGAUCAACAGCUUCCAGGUCUUCGUGGAAGAGGUGCUGAAGAUCGCCCUGAGCGAUGGAUUCUGCAUCGACUCUUCCCAUCCACACGCUCUGGACUUCAUGAACAAUAAGAUCAUCCGGUUGAUACGGUACAGGUAGAAAGACCCCCUCCACACGGGGGAGAAGCCAGCCUGGCUUUGAGAAGGGUCUCACCAGGCACGAGGCGGGGACCUACACUAAUCUGUAUUAAUUGCAUAGCAGGGCUUGAUCCGGCACGAUGAAGUCCACCUUCGGGAAUCCACCUUCGGGAAUCCACGUGUCCUCCAAACGAAACCACCUCUUCUUGCUUAUGUUGAUCUGGCGGUGGGUAGUUUACAAGUGAGAAGUCAGCUGAUGCACACAGGAGGCGCCCACAGAACUCUCUGGCUGGGACAAAGGAGGAGCAGUGGGCUGGGCUCAUGGGUUCUCAUACUCCAGUCAGUGCCUCGCUUCCCCAUCUCCAGAGAGAGCCCUGGCUGCCGAGGGGGAGGGUGGGAACCAGAGGCUCCUUUGCAUGUGCAAAGGACACAACGUGUGCAGCGACUCCCAUCACACCUGCUCUUUGCCCUGGGGGGUGCGUCCAGGUACCAGGACACCUUUGCCCGUGUGUAGGUGGUGCGGUAUGUUCCCAGAACCCUUUGUGAUUCCACUCAGGGAGAAAGCUGAGCUGUGCUGUGGCCUAGAGGAUGCCUGUCUAGGCUUCAGCUGGAGGGAACGGCCCUCCCAAAGAUGCUGAAUGAAGGGUUCUUGGCUUCAGAAACUGGUUGCUUUCCCUGCAAAGAUGUGAUAGUAUUGGAGCCAGGAUGAUGAAAGACACGUCACGAUCCUGCCUAUUGCUUGACUUUCCUAGCCCUUUUCCCGUGAAUUGGAAGCGUCACUCAACAGUUUAAACCAAUAUAUUAUGAACUCUCAGGGUUGGAAAAUAAUCCAGAAGCUUUUAGUUCUUCCCCUUCUCUAGGACACCCCAGUACAUUUGGGGACGAGUGCCUCUCCUUGAGUACCUUCAAGGGAUCACCUUUGCCAGCUUGCACACCCCUGGUGACAGAAAGCUCACUACCCAGGGCAACUUCUACCAAGGUUGAGCCCUGCUGGUUAUCAGGAAGCUCUUUCAGUGUUGACAGUCUGUCCCGCUAGGUCUUCCUCUUCACACAGACGUACGUGCUUGAUUUGACUAGACACUUUGACGAUGCCAUUACUCAGAACUCAGCCUCCCUUUGCAAUUUGUCAUUAGCAAAAUUAGCUCCUUUCUAUCCUUGUUCAUGGCCCCCAGUUCAUCAGCCUUCCCCACCAGCCAUGGCUCUGCAUGUUCCUGAUCAUGUCUGGCUGGAAGAAGACUGCUGACUGGGGAGAUCUGGGGUUUGGGAACACUGUGUUCGGCAGGGAGUACAGCUCUGUACCACCAGAGUGCCCUGGAGUGAGUGUCCAGCCCCUACCACUCCUCCUAAGAAAGCAGCCUUCCCCGUCAUAACUACCUGUGGGCCUCCCAGGGCCACAUGAAGGGCUAGAAAUGCCAGACUGCUACUCCCCAACAGGAGCCGCACAUUGUGAGUCAUCCCUGCUGGAGACACUCGCCAGACACAGCCAGGGAAGCCGGGAACAGGAUCCAGGGGUGAACAGAGCAAAGGGUUUCCAUGGUUACACCUUGUGCAUGAGGCGUUUUCAUAGUUAUAGACAAAACCUGGUCCUGAGGCAACAAAGGCCUUUUCCCUGCCUUCAGCGAAGCCAGCGGGAGCCAGGAGUCUCCCUGUGGCUGUGGAGCCACUGCACCAGUGGUACUAGAAAGUUCUUCAGAGAACACAAUCCGGACAACAGAAGCUGUGAUCAUGGUCAGAUAAGUCAAGGGGGAAAAAAACCCUCCAAAAUCAACACUGCCCCCCCCUUUUUUUUUUCUUCAUCUGUUUGGUGCUUCCUAAUUCAACAGCUUGACCUUAGAGCAAGGGCAGAGCCUGUGAAGACACUAACACACUACGUGACUCUGCAGGUCACUCGCCUCACUGAGCCACCUCCAUUUCUUCAUCUGCGAAAUGGGCGUAGAGUAACACAUAACCCUACCUACCUCACAGGACUGUUGUGAGGAGCACAGAAAUAACGAAUGUGAGAAUAAACCGUACAUGA